AUGGCAGCCUAUCGCCUGUGUCCCAAUACCGGCCUCCUCCUUCAGGCUGCCAAAACCUCGCCAACUGUCACCUUUGUCAUCUGCUCCCUUUGCCUGGAUAUCGGCCUCUGGAGUCCAUCCCUUGGAUCCUCGCCGUUGCUGACAUCCCCUGUGCUGUCCUCGCCGCUCUUAACCUUCAGAUCGACUCUCGUCAGUCCCCUCUACACGACAAGAUCACCGACUUUACCGUCCGUGACAUUUCUUCUGACCCUCCCGCGUUCUCUCGGCCCCGCCGUUUUACUCCCCCGCGUCUUCCUACGGCUGCGGCUGUACGUAAUUCACCACCACCCUUUUCCAGACGUCAGUUGCCGUGAUUGCUGGGCAUGGUGAUUUUUUACCGCCGGUUCCUCCUGCACUGUGCCGACACCAUCCUGCCGCUCACUAGGCUCCUCUCUGGUCCCAAAAGUUGGUUCGAGUUGUCUACAGACGCCCUCCUUGCUUUUGACAAAGUGAAGGCUGUUCUGACCGACGUCACCCUCCUGACGCAUUUUUCGCCCGAUGCUACCAUCUCCCUCGUGAUUGACGCCUCCAAUUUUGUAGUAGGCACGGUUUUCCAACAGCAACUUACGGGUCACACUCAACGCUUAACUUUCUUCUCCAGGAAGUUGUCACCUGUCGAGACGCGCUAUAGCUCACUUCGAUGGGAGCUCCUUGCCAUCCUCGUCGUCGUGAAGCUACUCCGAAUCUUCCUUGACGGCAGGGACUUCACUGUUUAG
Messenger RNA from Spirometra erinaceieuropaei, 755 nucleotides. NCBI's taxonomy places the organism in Eukaryota, Metazoa, Platyhelminthes, Cestoda, Diphyllobothriidea, Diphyllobothriidae. The record is from the annotation of a GenBank genome assembly.